AUGACCACGGUAUCCAUGGAGCCCCUGCUGGUCCUGAUGGAGCUGAUCCCCAACGCCACCGACCCGCCUUUAGACUCCACCCCUUCCUCUCCCGAAGACACCGCCGCCACCUUCACAAUAGGCUGUAUUCUCUCCCUCAUGUGUCUGGUCGGCGUCUCCGGAAACAUCUACACCCUCGUGGUCAUGUGUCAAUCCAUGCGUUUCGCGGCGUCCAUGUAUAUUUACAUCAUCAACUUAGCCCUGGCUGACCUCCUCUAUCUGUUGACCAUUCCGUUCGUGGUCUGCACGUACUUCCUGAAAGGUUGGUAUUUUGGCGAUGCUGGGUGCAGGAUUUUAAUCAGCAUGGAUUUUCUGACGAUGCACGCCAGCAUUUUCACGCUGACCAUCAUGAGCACGGAGAGAUACUUUGCCGUGCUGAAACCGCUGGACACAGUCAAGCGGUCCAAGAGCUACCGCAAAGCCAUUGCGGUGCUUGUAUGGGUGGCUUCCCUGGUCCUGACUUUACCCAUGAUUCUCAGUAUUCAGAUGAUGAAGGUGGGGAGCAAGGCCAUGUGCCAGCCGACUAUCUCACCGCUGUCCUAUAAGGUGUACAUCACCUUCCUGUUCUGUACCAGCAUUGUGGCUCCGGGGAUGAUCAUUGGCUUUCUCUACAUCGGGCUGGCUCGUACCUACUGGAUCUCACAGACAGAAACCUUCAAACAGACCAAGAAACUACCCAACCAAAAGGUCCUCUAUCUGAUCUUCACCAUUGUACUGCUGUUCUGGGCCUGUUUCCUGCCCUUCUGGAUCUGGCAGCUCCUGGGUCAGUUCCAGCCCUCCAUCCAUCUCUCCACCAAGUCCAAGCGCAACAUCAACUACUUGACCACCUGYCUCACCUACUCCAACAGCUGCAUCAACCCUUUCCUCUACACGCUGCUCACCAAGAACUACAAGGAGUACCUGCGGAAGCGCCAGCGCACCUGGACCGCGGGUAGCUACUUCAACCGAUGGAACCGGUUCCAGCGAUCACCCAGGAGGUCGCUGUCCUCCAGCAGCCAGCAGUGCACGGAGAGCUUCGUGCUCACGCACACGCCGUCUCUGCGCACCACGCACAACAGCAGCCUGUGAGGUAUAGGAGAAGAUGUUUCUGGUCUUGGUCUUAUCGUGACAUUAUCUCCACAUGUCUGCUACCCAUUUACGGUGACGUACAGAUGAUCGGAUCUUAACUUAAUCACMGAGAAUUUUGCWKAUGCACCAGGAAAUUMWAAUUAGCCUCGUGAUUGGCUGAAWAUGAGCAGUUCUCUUUCUCUCCACGCGGGGCAGUUGAGUCAUUGGGAUCAGGGCUUGCUAUCAAAAUUACGUUAUCUCUCACUCGCUCAAACUCUAGGCCUAGGUCUCAUUGCUUCAACAUUAAAAUGUAAAAAAGGUAUCUGAAAUGCAGCCAUACACAUAAACAACUGUUGUUUUAUACAGCUUCAUAACACAAGAUAGAUAUUGCUCUCCAUUAGGCUACGACAUACACGUGUCUAGUGUAUCCGAAAGAUACAAAUGAACUCAGCCGUGGCCUGGUCUAGAGGUUAAGGUUGCUGCCUUCAGUAUACAGGUUUUCCAUGUCGAUUCUGGCCCAUUCCCUUCUGGUAGAAAUAACUCGAUCCCCCAAAUAACUUGAUCUAGUUACAUAUUUCGAAUAUGGACAGUCYAGGGUUAUUUUCAACAACAACAAAAUUGUCACGUGCGGCGAAUACAAAAGGUUUAGACAUUACCGUGAAAUUAUUACCUGUGACCCCUUUCCGAAUGAUGCAGAGUUAAAAAGUAAGAAUAAAAGUGUUUUGCAAAUGAGCUCUAAAAAAAAUAUAUAAUAUCACAAAAAAAUAACAAUAAUGAGUACCGGUA
This is a messenger RNA of Salvelinus sp. IW2-2015, 1872 nucleotides long. RefSeq names its product urotensin-2 receptor-like. The record is from RefSeq and is a predicted model, not a curated record. Gene Ontology annotation, cellular component: plasma membrane. Gene Ontology annotation, biological process: blood vessel diameter maintenance; neuropeptide signaling pathway; regulation of blood pressure. NCBI's taxonomy places the organism in Eukaryota, Metazoa, Chordata, Actinopteri, Salmoniformes, Salmonidae. Gene Ontology annotation, molecular function: urotensin II receptor activity.